GCGCUGUAACGUGGCUGGAGGUUAUAUAGUGAGCUCAUCGAAAACUUGCUCUCCGAGGCUCGUCUGUUCUCGCAACGGUGGGUAAUGAAAGCAGUGCUGCCUAGCAUAGUGUUGUUCGAAGUAGACACGGGCACACGAAGUUUAAAUGGUCUAGGUGCGAAAGUCCUGUCGCGUGGCACCAUACACGCCCCCAACGUGGAAGUGUGAGGUUUUAUUCUGGGGAAGGAAAAGAAAGGAAGGCUGAACGGGGGCAUAUCGACGCGUUUAUGUUAGCCCGCCGCUUCCGCUAACUAAUUAGCAGACUGGCUAACCGGAAUUCAGGGACGGCUGGGGAACAGACUGACACACGGCAGCUAAGUACAUCAGAAUCAAAUAAAUGGGUCACUGCCAGGCCUCUGCAGAACUUGAUGACGUGCCGAGGAGGUAAUAAUUCAGCCGAGUUGGAGCAGGGACGCAUCUAAAAACAUGCAGGGCACUGGCUCCUGUUUUAAAACAUCUUAAAGGAGAAUUAUCAGGAAGAGAUGGAUGGUUUUUCUGAACCUGCUUCUGACCGGAUUUUGCUAGAACCGUACAAGUACUUGCUGCAGCUACCAGGAAAACAAGUAAGGACAAAACUCUCCCAAGCAUUUAACCACUGGCUCAAUGUACCAGAAGACAAACUGCAGGUGAUCAUCGAGGUGACGGAGAUGCUGCACAACGCCAGCCUGCUGAUAGACGACAUCGAGGACAACUCCAAGUUGCGUCGAGGCUUCCCGGUGGCGCACAGCAUCUACGGCAUUCCCUCGGUCAUCAACUCGGCCAACUACGUGUACUUCCUGGGGCUGGAGAAGGUGCUGGUCCUGGAGCACCCGGAGGCCGUGAGGGUGUUUACCCGCCAGCUGCUGGAGCUGCACCGCGGCCAGGGGCUGGACAUCCACUGGAGGGACACCUACACCUGUCCCACCGAGGAGGAGUACCGCAACAUGGUGCUGCAGAAGACCGGGGGCCUCUUCGGCCUCGCCGUGGGCCUGAUGCAGCUCUUCUCGGACUGGAAGCGGGACCUCAAGCCCCUGCUGGACACGCUGGGCCUCUUCUUCCAGAUCCGGGACGACUACGCCAACCUGAGCUCCCACGAGUACAGCGAGAACAAGAGCUUCUGCGAGGACCUGACGGAGGGCAAGUUCUCCUUCCCCACCAUCCACGCCAUAUGGUCGCGGCCGGAGAGCACCCAGGUGCAGAACAUCCUGAGGCAGCGCACCGAGAACAUGGACAUCAAGAAGUACUGCGUGGACUACCUGGAGAAGGUGGGCUCCUUCGCCUACACCCGUCAGACGCUGCGGGACCUGGAGGUGGAGGCCUACCGCCUCAUCAGGGAGCUCGGGGGCAACCCUCAACUCGAGAGCCUGGUCAAGCAGCUCAGCCGCAUGCACAACGAAGCAGAGGCCUCGGCUGAGUGUUACAGGGAGCCACGCUUGAGUCAGAACCACUGACCCCCCCCCCCCCCCCCCCCACCUCCUCGUAUUCCCACCUUCCUGAGGCACAUUCCUGAACGGCUCCGAACCGGGCCGCCGCGGUUCAUUCGGACCGCCGUGACGGCAGAGGAGCUCCAGAUAUUUACCCUCUGUGUGAAAACAGCAGCUAAUCCGCCCAUCUGAAGUGCUGCAGCGCUCUCAGGAAUAGAAAUUAAGCGGCAGAGCCACAGUCACUUUUUUUUUUUUUUUUUUUUUUGCUUUGCCACUUGACAAGAUUAUUAAGAAAAGAAAGAUCUUGAGAGAGCCUUUUGGCUUGACGCACACUCCAGCGGGUCUAAAGUGCUUUUGCCCGUCCCAGUUAACGUUGUUUUGACGUAAAUCUCUUAACUAAAGCCGUAUCCGUCUGAUUUUGAGGUCCCCGUAACGAGGAAAGCAGCAGAAAGGCAUCGGUUCUCCGUGGCGAGCCUUCCUCCUCCUGCAGACCGCAGUCGCCUCACAGCACAAAUCCCCCGCGGUUACUGUGACGCUCUCGUGUUUAUAUACUGACGCUGCUGUAAUCUAGGGUCUUGUUUGCACCUCUUGAAUAAAAGAACAUUCAAAGAUGAA
Molecule: messenger RNA, 2057 nt
Organism: Fundulus heteroclitus (mummichog)
Lineage: Eukaryota; Metazoa; Chordata; Actinopteri; Cyprinodontiformes; Fundulidae
Gene: ggps1
Product: geranylgeranyl diphosphate synthase 1
Exons: 5
Coding region: 522-1469 (315 amino acids)
Biological process (GO): isoprenoid biosynthetic process
Molecular function (GO): prenyltransferase activity
Source: RefSeq, a predicted model, not a curated record